AUGGUGGCGGGCCUCACAGCGUCAUGCUCGAGAUGCGUCUCUGCUAGCUGGAAUCUCUCUUCGCUUUCGGCUGCCUUGCCCUCAACCUCAUACGGCCUCUCGCAUCUGCAUACGCUCACCCACAUCCAGCAGCACCAGCAAAGGUCCAACUUCUCCACCUCCAGCAUGCUCUCUGAAUCGCGCAAGAAGCGCACGGCUCGAUUGACGCGCAAGAACAACCUCGACCAGCGCAUCCUCAAAGUGCGCAUGCUCGAGUCUUCCAAACCGGACAUGGUUCUCGGCCACCAGACCAACGCGGCCGGCACCAAGGUGUGGGACGACAGCGAGCUGGCCAAGAUUGUCCUCAACAAGCAGACCGUUUGGGGGGUCAAGGAGGAUCGACGUGGAAACUUGGUGUCGGUCUCGGCCGAAGAGCAGGCAGCAGCGGCCAAGAACGCCUUUGAUGCCUCUGCGGCCAAAGAGGCAACUUCCGUCGGUGGACCGUUGCGACUCAACUUUGGGCUGGAUGGCCAAGACAGGCAGCUGCUUUUCCAAGACUUGCCGCAGGUCAUGGUCAAAGACCGCAUCCUCGACUCGUGGAAUCUCGGCACUCUGAUCCGCGGCACCGCCAACCAGGCCGACAUCUCAGCCUUCGAGCAGGAAUACGCCAAGGUGCAAUCCGAAGAAGCGACCAACAAGCACUCGCUCGCGCGCAUCCUCGACCUCCGCAAUGCAAGCGGCAAGGGCAUCCAGGUGGAGAACAUCCGUCGCAUCAUCGCCCACUUUGGCCGCCCCACCAAUGACACGGGCAGCCCCGAGGUGCAGGCCGCCGUGCUGACCUACCGCAUUCGAAACCUGCACGAACAUCUCCAGACCAAUCGACACGACAACUCGAACCGAAGAUCCAUGUCGCUCCUCACACAUCAGCGCGCAAAGAUCCUCAAAUACCUCAAGAAAAAGAGCCCGCAGCGGUAUCACAGCAUCCUGCCCAGGAUCGGUAUCGAGGCUCGAGCCGUCGAGGGCGAGAUCGUCGUCCCGGGUAAACCCAAGAUCGCCCGUGCCUGA
Messenger RNA from Sporisorium graminicola, 1044 nucleotides. RefSeq lists its product as uncharacterized. NCBI's taxonomy places the organism in Eukaryota, Fungi, Basidiomycota, Ustilaginomycetes, Ustilaginales, Ustilaginaceae. The coding region runs from base 1 to 1044 and encodes 347 amino acids. Gene Ontology annotation, biological process: translation. Gene Ontology annotation, molecular function: structural constituent of ribosome. Gene Ontology annotation, cellular component: ribosome. The transcript has a single exon. The record is from RefSeq and is a predicted model, not a curated record.